Messenger RNA from Rotaria sp. Silwood1, 1959 nucleotides. Lineage: Eukaryota; Metazoa; Rotifera; Eurotatoria; Philodinida; Philodinidae. The record is from the annotation of a GenBank genome assembly.
AUGGCUUCUAUGCACUUUGCAUUAUUCCCCCAUCCAUUGAAUGAUACGGAUGAUGAAACAUCAUCUACACCUCCAUCCAAACAACAGCAACAACCUGGUUCAGCAUUAGGUACAUCAAGUGAUGAACAAAAAGAAGUUUUUAAUCUCACAUCAACAACAGGAAAAUCACCACUGCUAUCUAAAAGACGAAAAAUUCAAAGUACUACUCCAUCAAGUCAAAAAAAGACGCCUAAAAAAUCGACUACAAUAAGUGUUCAAACAGAAUGGACAUGGAAAGAUAUGGAAAUGCUCGAACAAUAUCGAAUUCGAGAAGAAAAACCUGAACCGGUACCUGUCGAAGAAGAACGUGAAGAAUUAGAACGAGAAGUUAUUGCUGAACCAGAAGUACCAAUUCCAAAAGUUUCAGAAACACCUGAACAAGCUGAAUCGACUAUUAGUUCAUUACCAGAAUUGCCAAUUUUAACAUCUGUUGGACCACCACCUAUUUUACAGUAUAAUCCUGAAUCUAAACAAAAAUCAUUUGAUAUACCUCGAACACAUGAACAAGCCAUUGAAACUGAAUUACGUGAAUUGGGUGUACAUAUUCAUGGACAUGUUCCAUGUGAAUUUUGUGGUGAACCAAUACUUAAAUGGCCAACAAUUAUUGAACAAGAAAAAUUUGCACCAAGUCAAUUAUUUUGUUGUAGUGAGUAUCGUGAAUUUGUUGAAGCUGUACUUGAAAUGCAAAGAGAAGAGAAUCAAAAACUUGAUUCAAAACAAAUUGAUAUACAACCACAUGCUAAAGUUCGUAGUCGACGUGCUCGACAAUUAGCUGAAGAACGAGCUAAAACAAGAGUUUGGGAACGUCAUAUGGCUGAACAAAAACGUCUUGAAGAACAAGCACAAAAAUUAGCACAUGCUACACAAUCAAAAUCUAGUGAUUUACAAUCAGGUGGAAGUACUGAUUUCAGUCAAGCACCACAUAAAUUAAUGGACAGACGUGCAGCAGCAAAAAUGAUUCAGGAUGACUUGGCAGCAAAAAUGAGAACUCUGACAUAUCAAUUAUCAAAUUUAAAAUUUGUUGAAGAAGGUUGGACAUUACAAAGGCCACCUGAUUUUGAAAUAAGUUCAGAUGAUGAUUCUGAAGAUGGAGAACAUAUACUUGUACCAAGAGAUCUUUCGUCUUCGAUACUUAAAAGAUAUGAAAGACCAUUAAUUCAAAGAUUUUAUAAAGACGGAUCAAAAGCAGCUAUUCUUUUUCCAAAUGGAACAGGCUGUGUUUAUUAUCCAUCGGGUAAUUUGGCUAUCAGUAUCUCAGAAGUUGCUCGUGCUAUGCUUUUAUAUACUGCAUUUACUGAUGAACCAACACUUUCAGCAAAACAAUUAGCACAAUUUGAUCCAUUUGGAAAUGGUUAUUGUAAUUUUACCAAUGGAGAUUUAAGAUUACAAUUGACAGCACUUGAAGGCGUAGAAUUAAAUUUUGAUGGUGGUCGACGCCGUCGUUGGAAUUGGUGGACAAAAGUGAAUACGUCUUUUGAACCACACGUACAUGCACCACCAUUUCAACCAAUAUUAUUUCAUUUAAAUAAUGAAAUUGUUAUAAAAAUUUGUUCACAAGAAAAAAUUUAUAUGAAAUUUUCUACUGAACUUGUUGAACUUAAAUUUAAAGUUGGUGCUAGAUUAAAAGUAAAUAAUGUGAAUAAUUUACCAUCAACACAAAAAAAUGAUCCAUAUGAAAAUCUAUUAAAAAAGAAAAAUAUUAUUAUAACACGUUUAUUAAAAAAUAUCCAAAAUGAAGCCCAACAAUAUAUUAAAAGUCAAGAACAAAUGCGAAUUUCUCAAGAAACAACUUUAAUUAAUCUUGAACAACAAAAACGUACAAAACAACCAAUUAAACAAAGCUUAUUUCCACCUAUACGGCAAAAUGAAGAAAAAAUUCAAAAUAAUCGAAAAAUUUAUCGCAGUGUCAUAGUCACGUAA